AUGUGGAAACCUGCAGUCAUUCUCAAACCUGCAGAGACUGAUCGUACGUACGUGAACGCUCAGCAGCUCAACCUCCAGCACCUGAACCAUCCAAUCAACCUGAGCAGCCUGAGACGAGGUGGAGUUCAGUUUCCGGGUCGCAGAGACACAAGUCGAGGUCGCGAAAAGAGUCAGCAGCUACACAGCCCUGUCCUUGCAGAGAACACAAAUGAGAGGAAGAGGACAGCUGUUCUGUUGGGACUUCCACUCUACCUCAAAGAAGAUUCAUCCAAUGUUUUCCGGCUGUGUGAUGCCCAUUAUGACCAUCUGGAUGAAGCGUUGAAGGGAAUGGAACUUGGACUCCUGAUUGCCUAUGAAGAGGAGCAGGAUGCGGUCCCACAUCAGGUCUUUGAUGUUGCUGUCGUUGUGGAAGAAAGCAUUGUGAUUCACCAUGAAAAGAGUGUCGCAUGUGGUGUGGCAAUGCUGAUGGGUAUCAUCUAUGCUGUAAAUCUGGAAUACCCAUCAGCAAUGAAGUACACGUUCGAGUUUCUCCAAAAGGUGGUCAUGAAGAUCAAGCCCGAACAGGCCUCUGCCAGAAUACAUGGACUGCGCAACAAAAUAUUGAAGUACAACAUGUAA
This is a messenger RNA of Knipowitschia caucasica, 618 nucleotides long. The record is from the annotation of a GenBank genome assembly. NCBI's taxonomy places the organism in Eukaryota, Metazoa, Chordata, Actinopteri, Gobiiformes, Gobiidae.